This is a messenger RNA of Plasmopara halstedii, 324 nucleotides long. RefSeq lists its product as uncharacterized. The record is from RefSeq and is a predicted model, not a curated record. The transcript is spliced from 2 exons. Bases 1 to 324 code for a protein of 107 amino acids. NCBI's taxonomy places the organism in Eukaryota, Oomycota, Peronosporomycetes, Peronosporales, Peronosporaceae.
AUGGUCUUCGUACAGGUGAGGCUCGCAUUUCGACCUUCUAUUGCGAAACGUAUAGGGUCUAUGAGUUGCUCAAUUUGUUCGCGACUCGAUGAUCCACGAUGUACCGAUCCCAGCCAAGCCGAUUAUGAAGAGCAAGAUCUCAUGACUGCUAAGCUGCUUUUCGGUAUCCGAAGUAAAGCGCCGGUGAAAAUGACAAACAGCUACGUUAUGUCUAUCCCUUUCCUUUUGGCUGAGAGCUUCAAAUGGCUGAAUCUGGAUCAACAGAUCUCUUACCAGAAUUGUCGGGCCCUAGUUGAGGCAGGGCGAGCUAUAUCACUUAGUUAA